Molecule: messenger RNA, 1091 nt
Organism: Tachysurus fulvidraco (yellow catfish)
Lineage: Eukaryota; Metazoa; Chordata; Actinopteri; Siluriformes; Bagridae
Gene: lyrm9
Product: LYR motif containing 9
Exons: 3
Coding region: 501-767 (88 amino acids)
Source: RefSeq, a predicted model, not a curated record
AGAAAGAAAGAAAGAAAGAAAGAAAGAAAGAAAGAAAGAAAGAAAGAAAGAAAGAAAGAAAGAAAGAAGUAGUAGUUUUUGUUGUUUGCUAUUUAAAAGUCCAAGGAAAGAGACCUUUAUUUUGAAAUGAUUACAGAGCGACACAAAAACUCCGGAAGUUACUUUAGAAAGAACCCAAACACACAUUUACAGCAGGUAUAAAGCGUUAGACUGGGAGAAGAUCACAGCAGAUCACAUAGAGAUCUAUGAGCAGAUCACAGCAGAUCACAUAGAGAUCUAUGCGCAGAAGCCACUAUUUUAUACACUAUCAGGAAAUCGGAGUUAAAAGUUUAACAAGCCUUUAACAGGGCGCACAAUCCGCAUGGGGAAAAUAUAUUAGAAUAUAAUCACGACAAAUAAUAAAUUACUACAGUCUUAUUUAGCGCUCAUAUAAUUAAAUAAAUAAAUAAAUCCAGCAUUAAGUGAAGGUCAUUAGUGUCAGUGUGAGUCGGGAAGUAAGCAUGGUUCCACUUCCGGGUUCGGAGCUCGUGCGGACUCCGGUACAGCUUUACCGUUACCUGCUCCGGUGCUGCAAACUGCUGCCCGGUGCAGACAUACAGACACACUACCGACACGCUGUCCGACAGAGUUACAACAGCCACACCGAUGAGGACGAUCCGGAUCGAGUCCGUAUGAUCAUCCAGCGAGCUAUUUCUGAUGCUGACUGGAUUUUAAACAAGUAUAUUAAAAAUUCAGGAUCUCCAAGUCAGGAAAAAACACGACGCUGAUCGAAGGUGAUGCUACGCUGGACUGCUAUAAAGCUCAAAGAAAGCGAAACUGUGUUUAUUACUAUUACUGUCACUAAUGUAGUGCAAGGUUCAAAAGGAAUUAAUAUAAGUUUGUAAGAUUGUAAUAUUUUUAUUACCAAACAAAACAAACCAUUCAGUUGAACCAUGCUGUUAGCUUACAGGCCUCUGGAUGUGUCAUGUAAAUAAUCUGUAUUCAUUUCCAUUGUAUACAUUAAAAAUCGAAUGAAUAUUAUGAGCUUUGAUUUCAUCAACACUUGAUUGUCAGUGACUCCUGUUACAAUUGAAAUAAAUAUAAAUGCGUAA